This is a messenger RNA of Oncorhynchus tshawytscha (Chinook salmon), 2677 nucleotides long. It is a transcript of the gene mogat3b, whose product is annotated as monoacylglycerol O-acyltransferase 3b. Gene Ontology annotation, molecular function: diacylglycerol O-acyltransferase activity. The record is from RefSeq and is a predicted model, not a curated record. Gene Ontology annotation, biological process: triglyceride biosynthetic process. The transcript is spliced from 8 exons. Lineage: Eukaryota; Metazoa; Chordata; Actinopteri; Salmoniformes; Salmonidae. The coding region runs from base 318 to 1319 and encodes 333 amino acids. Gene Ontology annotation, cellular component: endoplasmic reticulum membrane.
UCGACUGUUGAUCCGGAAACUCACUGAGGGACAUACUCUUCCGCUCCGAGAUUUGUUCUAGUAAAUAGAUGAUAUUGAGUUACUAUUAAAGAUAAUAGUAUUAUUAAUAUAGUAACUUGUUCUACUGUCAAUGGUUCAACAUAUUAGACACACUAACAAUAGCUCGUUAGUGUGUCAAAGUGUUGGGAGUGGAAGUGAUCGUUAUUUUCCAUAUAUGCAACUUGAACUGUGAUCGAAGUAGCCUACGUCCAUGCAGGGUAUAACGUUAGGUCUACUAGGCUACGCCGGACAGUUGCUCUGUGAACAAUUUAGGGGAAAUGACAGGAAAGGUUGAAGGGAUGAAGCAGAAAAAGACUAAAUUGAAGGAUUUCCUUGAGAAUAUCAGUGUGCUGCAAUGGAUACUGACCUUCCUCUUAUUAGGUCUGGCUUGUAUUGGGUUGAUGGUGUACCUUAUGUUUACCUCUCUGUGGCCACUGCCUACUCUCUACUUCAUAUGGCAGUUGAAGGACUGGCACACACCUGAAAGAGGGGGCAGGAGAACUGCAUUUGUGAGAAACUGGAAAAUGUGGAAACAUGUAAGGGACUACUUCCCAAUGAAGUUGGUGAAGACAGCGGAGUUGAAUCCAAACAAGAACUACAUCUUAGGGUGUCAUCCUCAUGGGGUCAUGAGUAUGGGAGCCUUUACUUCUUUCAGCACUGAGGCCUGUGGCUUUAUGGACCUCUUCCCUGGGGUGCGCUCCUGCCUCUGCAUACUAGGUGGCAUCUUCAAGGUCCCCCUCUACAGGGAAUAUGCCAUGGCCACAGGUUGUUAUCCAGUCAGCAAGCCCAGUCUAGAGCACCUUCUGUCUAAAAGUGGGAAAGGCAAUGCGGUCGUAAUUGUGAUAGGGGGCGCUACUGAGUCUCUGCUGAGUCUGCCUGGGGUCAAUACUGUGUAUAUGAAGCAGAGGAAAGGCUUUGUCCGGGUGGCCCUGGAGUUUGGGGCUGACCUGGUGCCUGUCUACUCGUAUGGGGAGAACAAUAUCUUCCGCCAGGUGAUCUUCACAGAGGACAGUGUAGGCUGGAGGUUGCAGCAACUCUUUAAGAAGCUCAUGGGCUUUGCCCCCUGUCUGUUCGUGGGUGAAUGCUGGUUCUGGAUGCCUUACCACUGCCCUGUUACCACUGUCGUGGGUAGUCCUAUCCCAGUGCCAAAGCGGCCUUCCCCCACUCAGGAGGAAGUGGAUCACUACCAUGGCCUCUACAUGGAGGCCCUGGCCAAGCUCUUCCAUGGACACAAGGCCAGCUGUGGACUCUCAGACAGCCACGAGUUGCGCAUCAUUUAGACUGCUCCCACAAGGACUAUGUGAAUGACGAGAGUUGUCAUGGUGUCUUUCUGUCAGAUACUGUAGCGAACCUCCACAGUGAGACUACUUGAAUGAACAUAUUCCAACUCAGGAUCCAGCGACGUCCCAAUCAUUGAUCCCUGGAUCCACUAAGCUGCCUGGCUAAUAACUUUGGACUGUAUUUACUGUAAGGGAACAGUGCAUGUGCUUUAAUGUACCAAUAAUUUAACCACUUUGUUAAGGGUUUUUUCAGUUGUUCAGGUACACAACUUUUUUUUCUUGGGGCAAGCCGAAGUCGGUAACCCCUUCGUCGGUAGUCAACAGUAGGAUUCUUCAGUAAAAUCUUUGUCAUUCAGCAAGAGGCGACUCAUUUUCAUGCACAUUUUUUCAUUGAGAAAUACUGCACCAAACAUGUAAAAUGCGUGACUAAGAUCUCUUCUGCAAAAACGUCAAAAUUAAUGACAGAUUUCUUGAGUAAUCUUAGAUUAAUUCUGACUAUUUUGAGAAAGUGUAUACGGGCUAGGACUUUGGCUAGCCAACCAGCCGAAUUGAAGCAUACUGACGCUUUCCACUCGUCCAACAUCCCACAUCUCAAUGUUAUUACCCCCAAAAGCUGUUAAGUACAACACACCACAACUCAACAACUUUUGGGGGUAAUAAUAUGGAUUGAUACUGGCAAGAUGCACAGUGCAACAGGUAGAUAUUAUAUUUUUAGUAGUUGUAAUGUGUGUGUUAUAUAUCCAUCGGAGGUGGUGGUGGUACAGGUUGCCAUGGAGAUGAGUGGAAUGCCCUGCAGGAGUUGAGGCGGAGUUUAACCUCUAUAAGCCUGACAGCAUGGUGCCCUCUAAAGGCCUCAUUAUGCUUCAGUUUGGGUGGCACCUAGCCGAACCUAACGAGUGUGCUCGCAUACUCCAUUGUUUGAAAAAUGAGAAAAAAGUGGCAUGAGAUGCUGUAGCCAAUAUAUAUAUAUACUUUCUCAAAAUAGUUAGAAUUAAUCUAAGAUAACUGAAAAAUUCUGUCAUUAAUGUUGACGUUUUUGCCAGAGGGAUCUUAGUAACACAAUUGUACAUCUGAAAAAGAAUGCACCAAACAUCUUAGUUAAUGAAAAAAUGUGCAUGAAAAUGAGUCGUCUCUCAUUAAAUGACACAGACAUUAUUAAAGAAUCCUUACUGUUGACCAAUCACCGACGAAGGGGCGUAGACUUCAGCUCCGAACUUCGGCUCGCCUCCAGAAAAACAUUUGUGUUCCCGAACAGCAGAAAAAAACCUUCACCGAAGUCCAUAACGAACAUAAACGUCACAAAAUGUUGUCUUAAUUAAUGCACAAACUCUACUAAACAGUUUCGGCUGGGAAUCAUG